AUGUGUAUAACCUUGUAUUUUGACUGCCCCUGCGUAUACUUGUUGAAUGGCUUAAAACAUUUGAACGAACAGAGACCCAAUUCGAGCUUCUGGACCAAGUAUUUGAACAAUUUGAGUUUGCUGCUCACUAAGGAGAUUGACAUUUCACAUUCAUUCGACUGGGGACUAGCAUCCCAAAUUGGACUUGAUGAGCUAAUCCGGUAUUUUUUGACAUACACUCACUUGGACACGAGUGGUGUGCCUUUGUUUGUAUGCCGAAGUUGGGACAAAUUGUUCAAGUUUCAGGAGCCUGCUUAUCGGGAAUUUUUGCUGGAGCUUUAUUCUACUGUUUCCUAUGAUCCUAGGAAGACACCUGAUGACAGGACAACUUUUUUCUUUCGACUUGCUGGUGUGAGUCGGGAGUGCAGCGCGAUUGAGCUUGCUACCAAAGUUGGGAUUUAUACUGCAGACGAGACGAGGAGUGUCCACUUCCCAACAUUCCUUGUUGAUUGUGUUACAACACGACCGAAUGACUACAAUGAAAAUACUUUUAGGGUUGAGAUUACUAGGGGAGUUUACAUACCAUCUACUGGUUUAGGGAAGAUGAUUCGGUCUACCACUUACAGAUUAUUGCAUCGUUUUGAUUUCUAUGUCUCCCACACAUCAUAA
Messenger RNA from Lactuca saligna, 648 nucleotides. Lineage: Eukaryota; Viridiplantae; Streptophyta; Magnoliopsida; Asterales; Asteraceae. The record is from the annotation of a GenBank genome assembly.